AUGACAGUUGAAGAUUCAAAAAAGUUGCUUUUACCAGAAUUCUACCCUUCUUGGGUUGUUUUCUCACAGAGACAGAAGUUGAGUGAUACUUUUCUACCUUACAUUCUUCCUGCUUUUUUGACCUGGCUUAAUAACUAUGGAGUUGGAAAUGAAUUGGGAGUUGAAAAUAGUUUAUUUCAGGAAACAAAUUGGUGUGCUUUAGAACACCAACUAUACAGACAAGGUUCACAAAUUCAUCCCUAUAAUCAAACACACCUUCAAUCUUACAAGUUGAUCAAGAUGCCUCAAGUGAAGAUUAUAGCUAAGAAUUUCAUGGACAUGGUGUCCUCCUUACCUGCCAUGAAGCUCGACAAGCUAUACGAGAAUGCCUUCAUUUGUGAAGCUAUUCUCAGGUGUUUGCCACCAUUGGCCAAAAACUAUGUUCUCCAGUUGUUGUACAUAGAUGUGCCUGUGUCAGCCAGUUCAUUGCAAGAAUGGGUUCUUGUUGAUGGUGCUUCAAAGCAUAGAGUUGCUGUUGAUAGACUCUUUCAAUUGAGAGUAUUUACUGAACCUGUUGAUAGGAAGAAGGAAGCCACUUACAGGUUAAACCUGAUGUUUCAGAUGAACCUUCGGAAGCAUAUUGUUCAUGGUGGUGUGUUACCAAGAGAACCUAUGGCGGAAAAUAUAACAGUAAGACUCCCAAGCUUAGAGGAGUUAGACAACUAUGCUGCUCAACAAUGGGAGUGUUUCUUCCUGCAUCUCAUAAACUCUGUUGAAGUUGAGGUUACAACAAAGAGCAUCAUGAUGGUUCCUUCCAUGAUGAAAGUCUCCCAACGAGGCCUUUUAAGUCAAAGGGACAAUGAAGGUUCUCGGCUCACAGAAAGUGGUUUUCAUUUCCUGCUAAUGGAUACCAAUGCACAGCUCUGGUAUAUCAUCAGGGAGUAUAUCAGUAAUUCUGAGGACAGAGGAGUGGACUCUGCAGAUCUGAUCUCAUUUCUGCUAGAACUUAGCUUUCAUGUUACUGGCGAGUUUGUAAGAUUCCAAAUAUACCGGGCAGGGGAGCUUUACAAACAUAAAUCAUGGCUUUUAAGGGCUUUACAUCUUAUAGUUGGUGGAAGGUUUUGAUGGGGAGGCUUUUGGAAGGUAUUUAAUGAAUAUUUUAAUUACAUGUUUGGAGGAAGAAUGAAUAUACAGAUGUCGAGCUUGAUAGGGUGCGUGAAAAAUGGGAUACUUAUGUCAUAAACUUAAUUUACGAGUGAUAUGUAUUUGACAAUUACUUUUUGAUGAAUUUGGAACGUAUUUUUGAAUUUGACACUAUAGUUUGUGUAAUUUCGACAAUAAAUUUGUA
Lactuca virosa is the source of this 1327-nucleotide messenger RNA. Lineage: Eukaryota; Viridiplantae; Streptophyta; Magnoliopsida; Asterales; Asteraceae. The record is from the annotation of a GenBank genome assembly.